Molecule: messenger RNA, 4017 nt
Organism: Octodon degus (degu)
Lineage: Eukaryota; Metazoa; Chordata; Mammalia; Rodentia; Octodontidae
Gene: Slc10a7
Product: solute carrier family 10 member 7
Exons: 15
Coding region: 543-1565 (340 amino acids)
Cellular component (GO): plasma membrane
Source: RefSeq, a predicted model, not a curated record
CGAAGGGAGGCUCGCGGUGCGCGUAAGCUCUAGGAGUACGGGCAGCUGCGCGUGAGAUUUGUUAUAAGCAAGAGACCCGCUGAGUGGGGAGGCGGUGGCUCCUCACGCGCUUCCCCACUCUGUGUUUCCGAAGCGGUGGCAGGCCGAGGCAGCAGCAGGUCUUUCAGUCCUCAGGGGUGGCUAGCCUUUUUUCAGUCGUUUGCGCCAGCCAGGGUGGCCCAGGUGUCCGUUCCAGUUCAUCUGUACUUGAGGACCCGCAGUCGGAGCGGCUCCGAGCGGGAGUGCGCGCCUCUUAGGCGGCGCGCGGUAGCAAUGGCGGCGCUCUGUGAGACGCUCCCGUCACCGAGAUCCACACUCCCAGCCCUCCGCCGAGCCGUCCGAGCCGCCCUCCGCUCUGUAGUUUACAAGUGGCAAUUUGACUUGCUCUGCUGCAUGUCUGGAGGCGCCAAGGAAAGUGUGGAGACGCCCCGGAGACUGAGGCAUCGCAGUUUGCAAAGAAAAAAAGCCAAACAAAUAAACAAAACCCACCCACCCUAGCAAGCAUGAGGCUGCUGGAGAGGCUGAGGAAGGAGUGGUUCAUGGUCGGGAUCGUGGUGGCCAUCGCGGGAGCCAAGCUGGAGCCGUCCGUGGGCGUGAACGGGGGGCCAUUGAAGCCAGAAAUAACUGUAUCCUACAUUGCUGUCGCCACAAUAUUUUUUAACAGUGGACUGUCAUUAAAAACAGAGGAGCUGACCAGUGCUUUGGUGCAUUUAAAACUGCAUCUUUUUAUUCAGAUCUUUACACUUGCAUUCUUCCCAGCAGCAAUAUGGCUCUUUCUUCAGCUUUUAUCAAUCACAUCCAUCAAUGAAUGGCUUUUGAAAGGCAUGGAGACUAAAGGAUGCCUCCCCCACCCCGUCAGCUUUCCAAUUCUGCUUAUGAAAUGCACAGGAGGAUCUCAAGCAGCUGCGAUAUUUAAUUCAGCCUUUGGAAGUUUUUUGGGCAUCAUUAUAACACCCCUUCUAUUGCUGCUUUUUCUUGGCUCAUCCUCUUCUGUGCCUUUUACAUCUAUUUUUUCUCAACUUUUUAUGACUGUCGUGGUUCCACUCAUUAUUGGACAGAUUGUCCGAAGAUACAUCAAGGAUUGGCUUGAAAGGAAGAAACCUCCUUUUGGUGCUAUCAGCAGCAGCGUGCUCCUCAUGAUCAUCUACACCACAUUCUGUGACACGUUCUCCAACCCACACUUCGACCUCGAUAAGUUCAGCCUCGUCCUCAUACUCUUCAUAAUAGUUUCUAUUCAACUGAGUUUUAUGCUCUUAACCUUCAUCUUUUCAACAAGGAAUAACUCGGGGUUUACACCAGCAGAUACAGUGGCUAUCAUUUUCUGUUCUACACACAAAUCCCUCACAUUGGGAAUUCCCAUGCUGAAGAUCGUGUUUGCAGGACAUGAGCAUCUCUCGCUAAUCUCUGUGCCCCUGCUCAUCUAUCACCCAGCUCAGAUCCUCCUGGGGAGCGUGCUGGUGCCAACAAUAAAGUCUUGGAUGGUAUCGAGGCAGAAGGGAGUGAAGCUGACACGGCCAACAGUAUAACAAGGGAGGCGCACUUCCUAUAGCUGUGUACAUCUGUACAGGAUUGUACAUAACACACUGUUCAGAAGACUUGUACUUGUGAAUGUUGCUUCGAUGCAUAUUUUUAUUUUUUUACGGAAAAAUACGAUGUACCCGUUUUAAGUGCCUUAAAGUAUAUUCAACAAAAGCGUUAUUUCCAAAAUAUUCUCUGUUGGUUACUGCUACGGGUGGUACAGUAUUUUGCAGUUAAUUUCUCUUUUUCCAAUGCAGAAAACAGUCCUAAGAAGGACCAAAAACUACUGUACCUUCCCUGUGUCACCUUUUGUGCAGUACAACUCUGUGAUAGUUACUGUAAUGUUUGAAAUGAGGUCACACCAUCAGGAAAAAUGCCCUUCUGAUGACAGUGAAAGUUUCCAAAGUUUCUUCAUACAUACUUUGAUUCACUGUGUGAUUCUUUUUUCUACAACUGUGACAUGCCUCUUCCUUAUCAACUCAGCAGGGGUCAUGGAUCGACUAGAUGCUGAAAAGCGUAAGAUAUCGCUGCAUUCCUUUGCAUCGUUUUUUUUUUUUUUUCUUAGACAUUCCUUCAAAUAGUUUCCACACAGAAAUUCUUCAGUCCUAUCAUAAGAAAUUGUGGUGUUGUGUCUUAAAUUUAUUAUAAGCUGCUUCAAAGGAAGGGCCUGAUGUUUGAGUUAUGAGUGAAAUAAGGAUGUGAAGUUUUGAGGUAAACUAAGGAAUUUGGUUUCCAGGGUUUUUAAUAAUAUCUCAGUAUGUUUUUACUGUUUCUUCUGUAAUUUCUUUCUUACCUGUCUCCUACCACACUUGCACUCAUAAUCACCAAACGUGAGACACACAAAAAAUGUUACAGUCAGUUUAAGAACAGCAGCAAUUAAUGAUGGAUUCUAGUCACAUUCCACAACUGACACUAUUCUUCUGUUGUUCCUCUGUUACACAGAUGUGCUGAACACGUUCCAAAUCUCCCCUCUGGUGAGAACAGCCUGUUACAUUUUUGAAUUAAGCACACUUAAGAAUUUGAGACCAUUUUUUUCAUAGAUUUGAUAAAUGUUUGCAGCAGUCUUUAAAAUGUUAAAAAUCACAGUGCACUUAUGAAUAAACAAAAAUAGAGGGACCAUGAAUGCAGGCAACUGUGACACAAACUCACUCUGUCUAGCCAGAUGGGAAGAAAAACUGGCUCAAAAAAAGACAAGACCAUUCAUUAACCAGAAUACAAGUGUAAUUUGUCCCCAGUGGGGCAUCUGCUUUCUUCUAAAGAAGUCUCCAAUAUUUGCUUUUACUGUGGCUGGAAGAAUGUUCACUGGUCCCAAGAAGAGAAUAAAGCAAUAUAUUGGAUCAAGGGAACACUUUUUCUGUGUUUUCUGCCAUCCCAUGUCUUCCUCUCUCAUGUCCUUUCCUGAUUUGACACAUGCAGCGGCAUCCUGGGCAUCGCUGAGGCCACGCUGUAUCCUCAGUAUCUGUCAUUGUUGUCGGCACUGUUGCUACGCCUGUAACAGAAAAUCACUGCUUCAGAACUUCUUAUCAGUAGUGUGAGUUUAUGUUAGUGUUACCACUGGGUCUCAUUUUGUGUUACUUUCAACACAUUUCUGUGUCACUGAACCACAUCAUUUUCACAAGAGUACUAAGGUUAGUACCAAAACGUGAAAAAUCCUGCCCUAAACAGGCUGUAAUAUACAAGUGUUGAGAAUUACAGUGUGUAAACCUGCAGCUAUUUUGCUUUAUAUUUUUAUGCUUGUCUAUAGAACACAGAAAAAAGUUUUCAUGUUUUGUUCCUACAGGCUUGAGUCUGUCUGUCCAAACUGUCAUAAAAACCCUUCUCUGUUUUUAUUUGAAUACUGAUUUUCUUUUCAACUUAUCUACCUCUCUUGUCUAACACCUAGAGUAGGUGUGGUAUGGGAUAAAUUUCAACUGAAAAUGCUACGGUAACAUCCUGUCUUUUGCUUUAAUAUGUUUUAUUUUCAAAUAAUCUUUAUGUGGUGCAUUUUGGUGGCUUUCGUGAUGUUUAUGGCUUUUUUUUUAACACAAAUGGUAUAGCAUAUUUUUCCAUAAGGAACAAGAAAUAAAAUUUAUUUUUAAUUCAUCUUUAUUAGGAUUUAAUUACUCAGAUCUUAAAAUAUUUUCAUGUUUAUGCACUGUCAAGCUGUUCACAUUUGCUUUGUUCAAGUGUAUUUAUAAAAGAAAUAAAUUAUGUUUACUCAUUUUCCACCUAGAUUUUUUUAAGUUUGUUAUGAAGUUUGAUUUUUUUAAAGGGAUAAUAAUGUUGAUCUUUAAUACAUCGUAAGUUUUAAAAGUUUUGUUUUUUAAAAUGCUUCCCUAUUGAUUAAAAUUAACAUAUCUCUGGUGAUGUUCAGUGUUUAUGCUAAAUACCAAAUGUUUUCAAAAGGAUGGAUAAGUAAUGAAGUAGAUUAUUUAUGAUGAAUGGAAGAGGAAAAUCAUUCUAUGAUUAAACAAAGAAAUU